This is a messenger RNA of Cercocebus atys (sooty mangabey), 6697 nucleotides long. RefSeq names its product coiled-coil serine-rich protein 1 (gene CCSER1). The record is from RefSeq and is a predicted model, not a curated record. The transcript is spliced from 12 exons. Lineage: Eukaryota; Metazoa; Chordata; Mammalia; Primates; Cercopithecidae. The coding region runs from base 494 to 2791 and encodes 765 amino acids.
UCUCGCACCCCACACAGUCACACUCCGCGCACUCACACACUUGGAAGCGCCUCCCCACGUCCCUCCCCUGCCCUCCUCUUGCUCUGCUCUUCUCUCCCUCACCACAAAUAGUCGCCGACCUACUGCCAAUCCGCCUCUCUCUCUCUCUCUCUUUCUCUCCUCUCUCUCUUCUCUCUCUCUCUCUCUCUCUCUCUCUCUCUCUCUCUCAACAUGACUGACUGGGAAGCGGUGGCUCGGGCAGAGCAGCUCUGCUGGCGCAGGCAGGAGGAGCAGGAGGAUUAUUAAAUAACGCAGCUCGACUCUGUGCAACUGGGAGUGGAGAGAAGGAGCCCAACAGCCGAGAAGGGGAGGGAGGGCAGAGGAGGGGGACCAGGAAGGACACCCCCGUGCCCCGAAGACAUAAAUCCCUGAGUGCCCGGGAGGAGCCUUAACAAGCGCACGGAGCCCUCAAGGCUGCUAAGUUGGCUUUCACAGUGCAAGCCUUGGAGUCCCAAUGGGGGACUCAGGAUCAAGACGAUCUACCCUGGUCUCCCGGUUGCCAAUAUUCAGAAGAAGUAUUAGCAGAAGACAUGAUUCUCUUCCUUCUUCACCUUCUUCCAGUAAUACAGUUGGUGUCCACAGUUCCUCUCCUUCCAGCACUAACUCAAGCUCAGGUAGCACAGGUAAACGGAGGAGCAUAUUCCGUACUCCUUCCAUUAGCUUCCACCAUAAGAAGGGGAGUGAGCCUAAGCAAGAACCUACCAACCAGAACCUUAGUAUUUCAAAUGGUGCUCAACCUGGUCACAGCAAUAUGCAGAAACUGAGUUUGGAAGAACAUAUUAAGACCAGGGGAAGACAUUCUGUUGGUUUUAGUAGUUCACGAAAUAAGAAGAUAACAAGAUCUUUGACAGAGGACUUUGAAAGGGAAAAAGAGCACUCAACUAACAAGAAUGUCUUUAUAAAUUGUCUAAGUUCCGGCAAAAGUGAAGGAGAUGAUUCUGGUUUCACGGAAGACCAUACUCGCCGUUCUGUUAAGCAGUCAACAAGGAAGCUACUCCCUAAAUCUUUUUCAUCUCACUAUAAAUUUUCUAAGCCAGUUCUACAGAGCCAAUCUAUUUCACUGGUACAGCAGUCUGAAUUCUCAUUGGAAGUUACACAGUACCAAGAGAGAGAACCUGUGUUAGUAAGAGCUUCGCCAUCCUGCUCUGUGGAUGUAACGGAACGGGCAGGAAGCUCUUUACAAUCUCCUUUGCUUUCUGCUGAUCUUACCACAGCUCAGACACCUUCAGAAUUUUUAGCCUUGACUGAAGAUUCUGUGUCUGAAACGGAUGCAUUUUCUAAAAGUGGAAGCAUGGCAUCCCACUGUGACAACUUUGGCCACAAUGAUUCUACCUCUCAGAUGUCUCUCAAUCCUGCUGCUGUUACAAAGACAACAAUAGAACUUAUGGGAACUGUCCCCUGUGCAAUUAUGUCUCCCGGGAAAUACAGGUUAGAGGGUCAAUGUAGCACUGAAUCUAAUUCCUUACCAGAAACCUCUGCUGCUAAUCAGAAGGAAGUGUUAUUACAAAUUGCUGAACUACCUGCUACAAGUGUGAGACACUCAGAGAGUAACCUACCAGCACAUACUGAAAGAGAAGAAAAUAUAGGGUUACAAAAUAGUGAAACAAUGUUGGGGACAGACUCCCCAAGGAAACUUGGAUUUUAUGAGCAACAUAAAGCAAUAGCUGAACAUGUUAAAGGGAUCCAUCCUAUUUCAGAUUCAAAGAUAAUACCUACUUCUGGUGAUCAUCAUAUUUUUAACAAAACGUCAUAUGGAUAUGAAGCAAAUCCUGCCAAAGUUCUUGCCAGUAGUCUCAGUCCAUUUCGUGAAGGAAGAUUUAUAGAGAGGAGACUGCGAUCCUCGUCAGAAGGCACUGCAGGGAGUAGCAGAAUGAUUUUGAAACCAAAAGAUGGAAAUAUAGAAGAAGUUAAUAGUUUAAGAAAGCAAAGAGCAGGUUCUUCAUCUUCAAAAAUGAACAGUUUGGAUGUUUUGAAUAAUUUGGGAUCUUGUGAACUGGAUGAAGAUGAUCUAAUGCUUGAUCUUGAAUUUUUAGAGGAACAGAAUCUUCACCCUUCUGUUUGCCGGGAGGACUCACAUCACUCUGUCGUCUCAUGUGCUGCAGUAGUUCUUACUCCUAUGGAACCAACAAUAGAAAUGAAGAAAAGAGAAGAACCAAAAUUUCCUGAGCCUUCCAAACAGAAUCUUUCCCUGAAAUUAACAAAGGACAUUGAUCAAGAAGCCAGGUGUUCCCACAUCAGCCGAAUGCCCAACAGUCCAUCUGCGGAUUGGCCCCUACAAGGUGUGGAAGAAAAUGGAGGCAUAGAUUCUUUGCCAUUCAGACUGAUGUUACAGGACUGCACAGCAGUCAAGACGUUAUUAUUAAAGAUGAAGAGAGUUCUUCAAGAGAGUACGGACAUGAGUCCAGCAAGCAGUACCACGUCACUUCCUGUUAGUCCUCUUACCGAAGAGCCAGUGCCUUUCAAGGAUAUAAUGAAAGAUGAAUGCUCGAUGCUCAAGCUGCAGCUGAAAGAGAAGGAUGAACUCAUUUCCCAACUUCAGGAAGAACUGGGAAAAGUUCGGCAUUUACAGAAGGCUUUUGCUUCAAGAGUAGAUAAAUCCACACAGACUGAACUACUAGGAUAUGAUGGUUUAAACUUGAAAAGACUAGAGACAGUUCAAGGAGGGAGAGAGGGCACAGCUUAUGGAAGUGCUCCUGUACCUUCUCGCAGGCAAUUAUUGAAAGGACCCAGGACUCCUCCAAGAAAUGGCUGAUUACAGAACUGGGGCAACAAGAGUCCAAGAUAAGCCUGGAGAAACUUUUGAUGUCAGAUAAUAAAAGUUUAAAAAGUUAUAGGAGUUUAUCAAAAGGUCACAGGAGACAUCUUGAAGGAGCUCUCACUGUAAAAUCUGAGGUAAUCUAAUCUCCAAACAAUAAAGAAUAGCAAUGAAUAAUAAAUUGUUAACAGAAUUCAUGAGUCUAUAUUAGUAUUAAAGAGAUGGCGAAUAGAUGGAUAAAUAAUUGAAUAAAAAUGUAACUGUGGAAGAAUAAAGGGCUUUCCCUUACAGUAGAAUGUCAAUUGAUAAAAGUGUAAAUCGUACUAGAGUUGGAAAAUCAUCACUUUGCAACCACCAUAAUAAAGGUUAGUCAAGAGUAAGGAUCAUCAGUGGAUGAUAAAUCUGUAGGAAAUUUUGAUGUGGAGCAUGGCUUAAAGUGUCCUCCUACAGAUUGCCAAUAAGUUGGAAAAGAAAAAAUAGUAACUCUAGACUGGGGAAGCUGGACGGCACUUGAACCAGGUGAUUGUUAAUGAAAGCAAGUGAAAUUUGUUUCUGCAUGUGACAGCCUACAAAGCAUACAGCGUCUCUUAUGUAUUAGCCUUCCCACAUAUAUACAUGUUUAUAUAACCUGCAUUUAAUCAUAAGCAAAUACCAGACAAACUCAAAAUGUGAAAUAUUAUAUUAAGGAAACAAAAAAGAUGCAUAAACCCCCAUAUUCUUCAAAAAUGUCAAUAUCAUGAUAGAAAAAGAAUGGAGGAGGAAAUGUUCCAGAUUGAUGGGGACUAAAAAGACAAGGCAACCAAAUGCAAUAUAUAAUCCUCGACUGGAUCCUUUAUAGGAGGAAAAACAACAGUGUUAUAAAGAACAAAAUUAAGAUCAUUCAUAAAAUGUGAAUAUUUUUGAUAGAUUAAAUGAAAAUAUUAUAGUAAUGUUAAAUUUUCUGAAGUUGAUAAUGAAAUUGUGAUUCUGCAAGAGGAUGCCCUUGUUUACAAAUAUGUACCAAAACAUUUACUAUUUAGGGAUAAAAAAUAUGUAUAUAGACAUAAAAACAAACAUACCUAUAUAAAGAAAGAGACAAAUGAUGCAAAUAGGGCAAAUAUUAACAAUGGGUGAAUCUCGGUAAGACUACAUAUUUUUCCUUAUUUUUGCAACUUUUAUGAAAGCUUAAAGUGAUUUUCAGCUAUAAUAUUUUUAAAAAUUAGAUUUCUGUUAUUUAGUCCCUGAAAUGAAAAUGAGACAAUUUAACAGUAAAAUACUCAGGACACUGAGAAAAAAUGGUUUGAUCAUCAUUUAGGUAUGAACAUUUAAGAAGAUAUAUCAAAAUCUAUGAAAUAUUAUACUUUAGCUUAUGUAGGAAGCCAUAUAUAUUAAAUGCUCCUAAAUGUUUAAAUAUCUAACUAAUUUUGUGAGUAAGAUUUCCUUGAGGCUUUGGUCUCAGUUUUCUUGUCUACAGGAUGGGACUACUAGGGCCUCUGUACCUUUCUGUGUAUUAUAAGGCAAUGUAUGAUUUAGUACUAAUAGAUUAAAGGUAACAAGAAGAUAACUAAAUGAUUAAAAAAAAAAUAAGACAGGUAAGAGAGAUAAGAACAGUCUCUGAAUGUUCAGAGGUGGAAGUGAUUGCAUCUAGAUGGGAAAACAGUUAAAAGUUCUUGAAGGAUCAUUUAAGUUAAACUUAAAAGACAGAUAAUUCUUUCAUAGCUUUUCUACAUUUUGCCCUUUGUUUUCUAUAGGACUUUAGACUAUUAUUCAUGAAAUCUGGGAAAAAAAUGUUACUUGCAGUAUUGACAGCAAUUGUAAUAAAGUAAUAAUUUUUCAUUUUAAUGUAACAAUUAGUUCACCAUAUAAAAAUAAACAAUAUGUAUUCUUAACUGGAGAAAAAUAUUACUAUUGAUCAAUUGAUAAUGAAAUGGUGAAAACUGGUCUUGAAUUCCUGACCUCAAGUGAUCCACUUGCCUCAGUCUCCCAAAGUGCUGAGAUUACAGGCAUGAAUCACCACGCCUGGCUUGAUAUGUUUCAUUUUGAACACUGGUAUUUAUUAAAGCACCAGGAAAACCUACCAUAACCUCUGAUCAGAGAUCCCUUUGUUCUAAAUUUUUCUUGUCUUAAUUUUAUAAGUAUGUCAAUAGGUAUAUAAAUAUAUACCCACCAAAAUGGGAUAAUCAAAUUAUAACUAUAUAAUAGAUGUUUUAAUAAUUGUACCACUAUCUGAGUGAACAUGACUUUCAAUUCAUAUGGGCAAAGACCAAGGAACACAAUUGCUGGAACAUAGGGAAAGUGUAUGUUUGGUUUGUAAGAAACUGCAAAACUCUUCCAAAAUGGCUAUAUCAUUUUACAUUCCCAUCACCAAUGAUUGAGAGUUCCUGUUGUUCCAAAUCUUUGCUAACAUUUAGUGUUGUCAGUGAUUUCGAUUUUGGCCAUUCUGAUAGGUGUGUAGUGGUAUCUGGUUGUCUUAAUGUGCAUUUCCUGAUGACAGAUGAUAUGGAGCAUCUUUUCAUAUGCUUAUUUUCCAUCUGUGUAUCUUUUUUGGUGAGGUGUAUGUUCAGGUCUUCGGUCCGUGUCUUAAUUGGGUUAUUUUCUUAUUGUUAAAUUUUAAGUAUUAUUUACAUAUUUUGAAUAAUAAUCUUCUAUCAGAUAUGUCUUUUACAAAUACUUUCUCACAGUUUGUGGCUUAGCUUUCAAUUCUUUUAACAUAGUCUUUUUCAGGGCAGAGGUUCUGAAUUUUAAUAAAGUCUGAUGUAUCUAUUGGUGUUGUAUCUAAAAAUUUAGCAUUAUACCUAAGGUUAUCUAGGUUUUCUCUUCUGUCAUCUUCUAGGCAACUUAUAGUUUUAAAAUUUACAUUUGGAUCUAUGAUCUAUUUUGAGUUAAUUUUUGUGAAGAGUGUAAGAUCAGUGUCUAGAUUGGUUUUGUUUGGUUUUGUUUUUGCAUGUAGUUGUCCAGUUUUUCCAGCACCAUUUCUUGAAAAGACUAUCUUUGUUCUAUUGUAUUGCCACUGCUCAUUUGUCAAAAAUCACUUGACUAUAUGUAUGUGGGUCUAUUUCUAGGUGUUCUUUUCCAUUCCAUUUACCUAUUUGCUUAUUCAUUUGCCAAUGUCAAUCAUUAUCUCUGAUUACCGUAGCUUUAUAAUAGGUCUCAAAGUUAGGUAGUGUCCAUCUUCUAACUUUGUUUUUUCCCUUCAAUAUUGAGUUGGUUUUUCUGGGUCUUUUGUUUCUCCAUAUAAACUUUAGAAUCAGUUUGUAAAUAUUGACAAAACAACUUUCUGAGAUUUUGAUAGGGAUUGUGUUGGAUCUGUAGUUCAAGUUAAGAAUUGACAUCUUGAUAAUAUUGAGCCUUUCUAUUCAGGAACAGAGAAUAUCUGUUUAUUUAGUUUCUCUUUGAUAUAUUUCUCAAAGUUUAUAGUUUGCCUCAUGUAAAUCUUGUUAGACACAUUUUAUUAGAUUUUUACUAAGUAUUUUAUUUUGGGGUGCUAAUAUAAAUGGUUAUUUGGUUUUAAUUUCAAAUGCCACUUGUUAAUUGCUGUGUAUAGGAAAGCAGAUGAUUUUGUAUAUUAACUUGAUUUCCUGCACAUUGCUAUAAUUACUAGUUCCAGAAAUUUUUUGUAGACUAUUUGGGAUUUUGUGAAUAUACAAUCAUAUAUCUUCAUAUAUCUGUGACAGAGACAAUUUUAUUUCUUCCUUCCUAACCUACGUAUCUAUUAUUUCCUUUCCAGUGGUGAAAAGGGACAUCCUUGCCUUGUUUCUGAUCUUACUGAGAAAAAUCUGAGUUUCUAACUAUUAAGCCUAAUGUUAGCUGUAGGUUUCUUGUAGAUUUUUUAAAAAACUUAAUUUGAGGAAAUUUUCCUAUUGCUUGUUUGAUAACAGGUUUUUUUUUCUUUGUUUGUUUGUUUGUUUGUUUAUCAUGGUUGGC